AUGAAAUCAAUGAGAUAAGAUUUUGGUUGUUUGAUGGCUAUUUUAGAAUCACUGAUAUGCAAGUUUAUAUUUUAGGAAAAGACAAAUAAACUGAAUCUCUUAUAUAUAGUGGUGUUGCUUAACAAGGAGUAAAUACUCUUAAAUUUCUUGAUUAACUUGUAUCAAAAGUAAAAUUCUCCAAUGUAAAUGGCAAUAAUGAUAAAAAUUUAUAGCUGUUAUUCAUUUUGA
This is a messenger RNA of Paramecium sonneborni, 228 nucleotides long. NCBI's taxonomy places the organism in Eukaryota, Ciliophora, Oligohymenophorea, Peniculida, Parameciidae. The record is from the annotation of a GenBank genome assembly.